Molecule: messenger RNA, 20115 nt
Organism: Vespa velutina
Lineage: Eukaryota; Metazoa; Arthropoda; Insecta; Hymenoptera; Vespidae
Gene: heca
Product: headcase protein
Exons: 6
Coding region: 1139-2590 (483 amino acids)
Source: RefSeq, a predicted model, not a curated record
UCUUGUCCCUUGAGUGAUACAUACUAUAUAAACAAACAAGUUUCGAUUGUUUAAAGCAAAUAUCGAAGGUACGUAUGCACGGUACUUACGAUACUCUUAACUUUCGAUGAAAUACCGAUUUUUAUGUAACACGUUCGUGUCAGUAGUAAUACCGGUAGAGUUACUAAGAAAAUAAAGAAAAAAAGAAAAUGAUCAUUGGCGAGACAAAAAAGAGGAACUAUCGAAAACGUGAUACAACGAGAGAAAAGACGGGAUUACCUUUAUACAAUUUCCGUGUAACUCCAUGAGUAUGAGAAAGAGAGAGAGAGGAAGAGAGAGAGGGAGAGAGAGAGAGAGAGAGAGAGAGAGAGAAAAGAAAAAGAGAUAGCAGGCUCAGAAUCGCGUGUCACGCGCCGAGUGCGUAGCACACACACGCUCGUCGCGGAUUAUUCGUAGGGCCGUCGUGAAAAGUAAAACGCGUUGGACUCUUGGUAGAUACGAUGUACAAGCGCAUAUACACGUAUUCUCGGUAGUAGAGAGGAAGGGGAAGCUGCACGGCUCACUCGCGAGACGAAACGAGACGAUUCGAUCGGUAAGCGUGAGUAAGAGAGAGAAAGGGGAACGGGCGACGAGCCGUCCGGGGGACGAGAACGGCGGGCAUCGAUUGGCGCGCUAGCCGUGACCCCCACCAUGCCGCUUUCGCUUUCACCCAAUGAGGCCUCACUUUCGCGCUCGCCCGCGCUCCGAGCCACGGCAGCCGGCACGCUGUCGUCGCCGGUACUCUCAGUGAUUCUGGUGCACCCUAAGUGUGAGCGAAUGUGCGAGAGCGUGCGUUUUUUCCUCUCGUCAUAUUUCUCAGAGCCACGCACGAGAGAAAAGAGAGAGAGAAAGACAAAUAAAAGAAAGAACGUGACAGAAAAAAAACGUUCUUACGUUGGUGAUUUUCUAUUCGCGAUUUGGUUGCUAAUAUUCAUUGAAGGCACGAAAAUUUAAGAGAGAGAGAGAAGGAGAGAGAGGGGGAGUGGGAGAGAGAGAGAGAGAGAGAGAAAGAGAGAGAGAGAGAGAGAGAGAGAGAGAGAUAGAUAAAGAGAGAAAGAGAGAGAGACGAAAAUCAAGAAAAACGGCUGCAACGGCUUUUGAGGUCGCUUGUUUGAGAGCCAUGGCCCCUCGGCGCCACGGCAACGGUCACGCUACUGGUGGUGGCCUCGGAGACAACAACGGUGUAGGUGCGACCGGAAGUAACGACGCCGUUCAAAUGGACAACAAUCUCGUAGUUGGCCAGAACAAUAACAUCAACAACGGCAUCAACAAUAACCAAGGUACGAUUCGUUGCUGCACACCGACGGGCGAAUGUCUGCGCAGUGACUCUCUUAUUCGAAUGAACGCCUUGCAUGAUACGGUCAAGGUUAUUUGCAACAACGAGAACUGCCCGGUCGGUCAGUUUAUGCAUCGCGAGUGCUUCGAUGCGUGGGAGCAAACGAUCCUGACCUAUCUUAAAAGCUGCGGACGCGCAAGAAGCUGGUCUGAGAGACAACGUCAUCAAAAUCUCUGGACGAAAAAAGGCUACGAUCUUGCGUUUAAAGCUUGUGGAUGCCGUUGCGGUCGCGGCCAUCUUAAGAAAGACCUCGAUUGGAUGCCACCGGGCUUAGGUAACGCUGCCGGCAAUCGUCACGAUGAGAACGAAGCGAAGAAAAAGAAACGACGCAAUCGGCAGAACACUCGGCCGACUUUAGCCGUGUCGGCCGGUCCACCGAACCACUCGAGUCACGUAGUUUCCGCGAACGGACGUGGCACCACCGAAGCACAACUUAUCGAGUCUGGACGUGGCAGGGCCGGAUCCCUUUCAUCGAGCACCGGGUCGAGCUCACCGCCGGCCACCAGCGAACCCAGCGUCAGUCCUCUUCAUCAACCCCAGGCUAUCGUCAAGAAGAAAAGCAAGGUUGACUUUUUUGCAGAUCGGGCCAGACAAAGCUGCGGAGCCAAUGGUAUCUUCUCCCGUCGCUUGGACUUCAGCGCAUUUAACAGCUUGCCCCGCACCAAACUGAACUCCUAUCAUAUCAAGAUGGAGGAUGAGGGUAAUCACGGCAACGACGAUACCAGAUGCUUCAUUUUAUCGACUUUGGCUGCAUUGCAGUGGUCCAGAGUCUCUUGCGUUCUUUGUCGUGCCGCCAUGCUUGUCUUUGAUCGGUAUCCUUUGGUAGACGGCACUUUCUUUCUAUCGCCACGACAACAUUCUCCGGCUUGUGCUGAGGUAAAGGUCGAAGGUCGUACGCAAUUCCUAUCGGCCGUCUGCAUGAGUUGCCUUGAAGGUAGCGGCAAUGCUCCCGUGCGUUGUCGUUGCUGCACUCAACCAUGGGAUGGUUCCAGUUUGGUCCUUGGCACCAUGUACAGCUAUGACAUAUUCGCUGCUAUGCCCUGUUGUACGGAACGUCUCAAGUGCAACAGCUGCCAGAAGCCACUGAUCUACCCUCAUCAACGACUAAACUUUUACUCGGACUACAGCCGCGUGUUCGCCUGCCCGCACUGUAGAACCGUCGACGCCCACUUCGUGAAGCCUCUAUCGGUCUGCUUUACCCGCGAGCAAUUUCAACUCUAUAGUCAGUGGCCGUAACCAUUAGGGAAGUUAGCAAACCGGCGUCUAAGCAGUACGCCGUCCGACCCGAGCCCUCUCUUUUUCGACCCGUUGAUUUCCUUGCUUCGGGCGACCUUGCUCUAGAUAUUAUCUGCGAGAUUAUGACGUUAUUCUUAUCUCAUUACGGCAUUAUUCUUUCUCUCUCUGUCUUCGAGACAACGUCCACAAAAUAAUUUACAGAACGCAUCCGAUUUCUCUCUUCCCCGAUCACAAGUCGAUUUUAUUCGUAACGAAUCCUUUCAAAUUCUCUUACCCCUUGGAAAUUAUUCUUUUAGCAGAUGAUCUUGAUCAAUCGCUUUGACAAUCAUGAUUGCGAUCGCGUCGUUGCGAUUGAUCGAGAUAUCAAAUUUUUUAUUUUCUAACACGAAAAGGGGUAGGCUUCUAUCGGUACGUUCUUUUCAACAUAUUAGAUCAAGAGCAAAGAAUCGUCUGUUUUUUGGAAAAGGUAUAUACCAAUUAAAGAGACAUAUUCGAUGCUUUUCUCUUGACUGGUAAAUAUAAAUAUACAUAUAUAGGUAAUAAGAUAAUAAGUGAUAAUAGAUCGUGGCCGAUGUAUCGAGCGAGUGCAUCUCAUGACACCGAUCACAUAUUCUUGUUUUAGUUUUUCUUUCUUUUUUUCCCCCGUUCAUAAAGCUUGAAUCUCAUAGAAUGAAGGAUUAAUUAUGUUUAAUCGCGCGGUUAAAAGAAGAGUUUUAUUUAUCAGUAUUAUUAGAAUGAUGGAGGAAAAGCGAGAGAUGGUGGAAUUAUUGAGAAUCAUCGUCUCGAUACGUGCCAACGUCUCAAACUUAAGUUUAGAGUAGCUUUGUUCACUUGGUAAUUCACCGGUGUAAUCGGAAAAAUCUCUUAAAAUCGUUUAUUAGUCAAAUCGUAUUUCGCUGUUUCUUAAGUUAAAUCUUUUUAGUGAAAUAAGUUUCGUAGAGAAUUACUCGUGUAACAUUGUCUUUUUCACACAACUAUCUUACGGACUACUAGUUUAAGGAAAGCGUUAAAUUUAGUUUAGAAAAAUCUACGUAAGAUAAAGUGGGAUUGGAAGGAAAGACAAAAAAUGGGCUUUUAAACGCGCAAAUUUCGGUAUUCAACAAAAACGAAAGAAAGAUAUAAAAUUGACGAAGUAUAUCUCUGUUGAUAUUCUUUGAGGAUAUCCUGUGAUCGGUGUUAUGUUCUUUUCUUUGCUUCAAAAUGAGAGAGAGAGAGAGAGAGAGAGAAAGAGAGAGAAUCUAUCGAUUCCCAUUGACAUCGAUCAUCUUAGUCAAAUUUUCUGCUUCGAAAGUAAUCAUAGGAACGAAAAAGAAAAGGUUAUUCGACGACGUUAGGUGGAAAAAGUAUAAUGGGUUCAACAUAAAAAGAAAAAUGAAAAAAAUCUAAAGGAUGAUGAAGGAAGAAAAUAGAACAGAAUAAAAGGGGUAAACAAAAAGGCUAAGGAUUUUACUAAAAGGUCAAAAAAAAAACUAUUGUUUGUUACUUAGAGAUAAUCGAGAACGUUGUUUUUUUUUACAUUUUAUUAGUUUAUAUGUUUAAGGCGGCCAUGUUGAUUUUGUUUUAGGAUCUACGACUCACGCGAUGGGUUUAUUAAAUUUCGAUUGGUCGAGUGUUCCUGCGCGGACUUUUCCCUCUCUCUCUCUCUAUCUCGCAAACUUUCGUAUGAAUUAAAAAAAAAGAUAUGAGAUAAAAGGAUGAAAUGACAGAUAGGUAAUAUUUGCGAGAGAGAGAGAGAGAGAGAGAGAGAGAGAGGGGUGGGGGAGGGAGAGACAGAGAGAGAGGGUGAGGGUGAGGGAAAUUGAUUAGAAAUAAAUUUUACCCUUUCGGUCGACAGCAAUAAAUUUUGAACUAAACUCUAUCUAAAAAAUUUAAUUCUCUAUCUUUUUUAAUUUCGAUCACGCGAUAUAUUAUCUCUCAUUAUUUAUUCGUACGAAAUUCUGCGAGAAAAGCAUAAGAGAGAACUGCUACGAAGAGUCCACGCGCGCUCGAAGUAUAGUCAGUGUAUAGAUAUAUACGUUUUAAGAAAAUGUGUGUGCGAGAAAAAGAGAGAAAGAGAGAGUGAGUCUGGGUAUGCGUGUAGAUUUUAAGGUUUGAUUGGAUUGACAUUACGAAGGAGAACCAAAUUAUAAGAAAGAUAGGAGAGAAGGUUAAAUUGACGAGUAAAGAAUUGAUAAUGUAGAAAAGGAAGGAUAAGAGAAAAUGAGAGAAAGAGAGAAAAAUACGAAAAUAGGAAAAAAAAAAAGAGAUAGGAGCUAAACUUCUUUCUGGCGAUGCUGGUCGUUGCUGUCCAUCAAUAGCGGCCGUCCCACAAACACAGACCGCCCACCAUUUUUCCCAAGAUAGUAUAGUCGAUCGUAUAUAAUGUAUCUUCUUUACGUUAUUCGAUUUUUAAAGUAUAAUUAAUCAAUGAAUAAUUAAACGCCGGGAAGAAUUCUAUAUUUAGGGAAGAUAUAAUAAUAGUGUAGAGAGAGGGGGAGAGGAAGAGGAAGAGAGAGAGAGAGAGAGAGAGAGAGAGAGAGAGAGAGAGAGAGAGAGAGAGAGAGAGAGAAAGAGAGAGGAGGUCCUCUUUGAUUUCGAUUGAAGAGGAAGGAGAUGCAAGAUGCAGGAGGAUUCUUCUCUUCGUUUUGCAACCACAACACCUCGCCUCGGUCCUUUCUGUUUUCUUCUUAACUUUCGUUUAAUUGAUUGAACGAAUCAUAAAUGAUAGUCGAGGUGUGACGGUGCUGAUGGUUUGCCUUUCUUCGUUAGAAAGACGUAAGAUGUCUGAAAACGAAUGCGUUCGAGCAUCAGAGGCAUUAACGCAUUAAAGAGGUUGCAUUUAUCAUUUUCUUUCUGCCGUAAACUCCUUCGUAGACGAAAACGUAGAAAGGAUACAGUCACUUCUUUUUAUUCGCUUUUUUGCGAGAGAGAGAGAGAGAGAGAGAGAGAGAGAGAGCGAGAGAGAGAGAGAGAGAGAGAGAGAGAGAGAGAGGAAGAGAGAGAGAGAGAGAGAGAGAGAGAGAGAGAGAGAGAAAGAGAGAGAGAGAGAGAAAGAGAGACCAUUUCUCUCGUCAAAAAGCUAAAUUUUCUCAGAGUGCCAAAACAAGAAUUCCCGCUUUUUUUUUUAUCCUUUAUACAAGUUUUUUUUUCCCAUGCUCUUAUUUUUUUUCCUCUCCUAUGAUCCGCUCCUCCCGAUUCAUAUUCUAUUUUCUAUCUAAACCUGUGCAGUAGUUCUUUCCCUUUUCUUUUUUUUUUUCUUUUUUUUUCCUAUUGAAGUGGAUAAAUAAAAAAAGAUGAAAAAAGAAAGGAAGAUGAGAAACGAAAAGUCGUCAGCGAGUCGACAAAACUAGUAUAUUGCAGCUUAUCCUUUUUGGGGGCGCUUUUUUUUUAGAAAAAAAAAAGAAAAAAAUAAAAAAAAAAAAAAAUGAAAAGAAAAUCGCGCCUCGCACUCCCUACCGUUUUCAAUUUUUCGACCGACGAGAUGAUCCAUUUCGUUGGCUGCCGCGAAGGCCGGUGCUGGCCUGCACGCGAUAAUUAUCGACUAUUUGCAGUUCCUAUUGUCACGUCUCUUUUUAAACAAAUAUGAGAGAUAGAAAUAGAGAUAAAUAGAGAGAGAUGGAGAUAAAUAGAGAGAGAGAGAGAGAGAGAGAGAGAGAGAGAGAGAGAGAGAGAGAGAGAGAGAGAGAGAGAGAGAGAGAGAGAGAGAGAGAGAGAGAGAGAGAGAGAGAAGUGAAGAGAAAAAUAAGGGAAAGGAAGGGUAAAAAAUAGAUAGAGAAUAAUAAAAAGAGACGGACGAUCGCUCUUCGUUCGAACGAGUUGUUUUCUACAUUUCGUUUAGUUCCUCGCAAAAAUUUCAAGAAAAUUUUACGGGAAGGUAGUAAUUGUAAGCUUGUGAGAAUUAAAUUGAGAAAGAAAGAAAGAGAGAGAGAGAGAGAGAGGGAGAGAAAGGGAGAGGAGAGAGAAACUAGGUGAAGAUCUAAACUUACGUUUAAUUCCCCUUUCAGGAUGUGUACACUUACUAUCACGGUUUUUUUUGCACCUUUGCUACACUUCGCCGUUGGUGCGGGCGUUUGCUUUUUUUUUUUUUUUUAUUUUUUUUUUUAUCUUUGAGCUAUUUUCAAAACUUCUUCAUUAGAUCGUUUUUAAAAGAAACUGAAGAAAAAAGAGAGAAGGAUCGGAAGAGACAAGAUGAAUAAGAAAGGUCGGGGGAAAAAAUGCGAGAGAAAAUAAAUUUUUGUAACACUCGUUUUGUGAGUCGCCGGUAUCGACGUCAAUUAACCGAGCGAGCGUUUCAUAUUUCGAUGGUUUUAUUCGUAUAUAUAUAUAUAUAUAAAAACAUAUAUUAUAUGCAUAUAUAUAUAUAGUAAGAAACAAAGAUAAAAACGGAGAGAUAGACUCGUGGGUUUUUUGGUAGGUUCGCACUAUUUUUGAAUUCGCGUCGGUGUGACCUAAUUAUCGAUAUCCAGCAAUCGCAAAUUUUAUAUUAAUAUUACCGAAUAUUCUCUAUACACUCGGGUACACUCAUAUAUAUGCAUACACACAUGCGGAAAUAUAUUAUCUCAGGAGUAUGUUUGACUUAUUUGGUAAGGGUGAAGAGUUGUGUCUUCAGGACGAUGGAUUAUAUAGAACAGGUUAAAUGAGUGGUUGAAUUAUGAAAAGAGUUUAGAAGAUAGUCAUUAUGAAAGCGAGGAAGAAAAACAAUGCUAAAGUAUGGAAAUGAAGGUUUGUAUCAUCGAUAAUUGUGAGUGGAAUUUAUUAAAAUAUAUUGGAUAUUAAUAUAUAGGAUAUAAUAAUGUAUGUAAGGCAUUAUCGGUGUAUAUUUUCGUUUUGGAUUUUCUAUUUUUUUUUCUUCCUUCCUCCUUUUUUUUUUUUUUAUUUUCUCUUCAUCUUAAUUAUACCCAACGUCCAAAGAUUUAUUCGCAUGCUCAAUCGAUCGAUCGAACAGGAGGAUAGAAAAGGGCAGGAAGUGUAGUUAAGAGGAUAAAAAUAGAAUACAAUCUUGUAGAUGAAUCGAGCAACGAUCGACAUUCUGGCGAUUAGGAAUUUUUAUUUAUCGUAUAAAAGAAAACAAUCGCAAUAAUGCGUAAUCAAUGUUUUUUUUUUUUUUUUUUUUUUUUUUUUUUUUUAAUUUUACUUAAAUUAAUUAUUUUUUUGGGCCGCUUCAUCAUUAAUACACCGCCAAAGUCCCAAUCCAGAUCCCUGAUCGUCAUUAUAGGCGACAUACAAAAAUGGUCUAUGCAUACAUAUAUUCGUAUGAAAGCGAUGUCGUGCAUGCGUAUAUGCAUAUGUAUGUCCAUAUGUAUGUGUAAUAAUAGUAACAAUAGAGGUAGAUAACGAUUUUAAAGAGUCGUAAAUUUUUGUCUCUGUUUAGGACGUUAAGGUUUCAGCUGUGCUAGACAACUAUAGGUAGAUAUAUAUAUGAUACACGAAUUAAAAAUACAAUACAUAUAUACGUAUUACUCACAUCUAAUGUGUACUUUCAGCGUGCGACGAAUGCGAUAAAUAAAUAAAAACACACGUAGGAAGUCAAGGAUGUAUCUCGCGCGACGAGUUAGCAGUUUUUCACUAAUUUUUAUCUCCCGUUCUUUGACGGAAUGCUUUAAGAAUAUAAUUGAAAAUGUUCGUACGAUAUUUCAAGAGAUAAUAAAUUCAACGAUUUUUUACGCGCGAUACAAAUUUGCAGAAACACGAAUAAAUGAAUACCACGAACACGCUCGUAUAGGAGAUAUUGGUUUUCUUUUGCUUUUCUUUUUUUUUUUUAUCAGGUAGUCGCAAUUUUCGUGGGUCAAAAAGUUCGGGCUUUUCUUUUGUUUUACGUUCGCAAAGUUUCGCAUAUCUCUACAAUUAUAAACAUACAAACACAAGAUAUAUAGAAUAUAUAUAUAUAUAUAUAUAUAUAUAUAUAUAUAUAAAACUUUAUUGUUAGUCCAUUCGUUUUCUUCUUUUUAAUAAGUUCUCCUUUGGGUAAUACCGAGUCCGAGCGUUAAUUAAAAUAGAAGAUAUGAAUGAAUGAGCGUACCGAAAAUAUAAGAAAUGUAUCACAACGUCGUCCAUUUUUAUAUAGAAAUGGAAUUACGUACGACCUGUGUACAUUAAAUUUUUGGUACGCGAAACAGUGAUACUUAUUUGUGAUCGAUAAUCGCGACGAAAGGUAUAGGUAGAAUUUUAAACUCGCCACCUUUCGCUUCGCCGUUUUGUUUUAAUUCUUUUUUUUUUCCGUUUCCUUUAAUUUAGUACAGUUCUAUCGUUUAUAGCUAUUUCAAAAUCCUUACGUUCUGCUUUUUUUUCUGUUUAUUCAACGGAUACGUUUGUGCACUAGCCUUUCUUUUUUAUUUUUUCUUUUCGUUUAUAACUCGUUUCACCACAAUAUUUAAUCCACUUGACAUUAAUUAUUAUUUUAUUUAACAUUAGCAUCUUCCAAAACCUAACAAACAUAUUCAGUGGAUCGUCUGUGAUGGUGAUAACUGAGUUGGGCCUACCAUCAUUUUAUAUUAUACAUACAGAUAAAUACACACACAUUUACACACAAAUACAUGUAGAUAGUCUCUAAUAUCGCGUAGGUUUUUGCAUCGAUAUAAAUAUUAAUGGUUUUUCUUCUAUUAUUAUUACUGUUAUCAUUAUGCAUUAUAUACGUACAGAAGAUGAUAUAGAUUCAUGUGCAUAUAUUAUAAAUAUAUAUACACAUACAUUACGAAGAUACACACACGCAUAUGUACAAUAUGUACGUACAACAGAUAUACAAACAUAGCUCGUUUAGAAACAAGAAAACUAAUUUUAUCUAAUUUAGACAAACUAAAAAAAGAAUAUAUAUAUAUAUAUAUAUAUAUAUAUAUAUAUAUAUAUAUAUAUAUAUAUUGCUGUUUCGUUUUUGUCAAUAAAUGAAAUCUACUCUUUGAAAGAUGAUUGUUCGAACGAGAGGAAAAUUUUAAAGACCGGUUCAAAGUCCGUUAAAAAGCUUGCAAAAGACAUCUUGAUCAUUUUGAUCUUGUAAUGAUACGCACGCACCAGAGUCAAAUUCUUUAUAUUUUGAAGGUAUACCACGGACAAUGACUUGUCUCUCUUUUCUCUCGAACAACAGUAAGAACCGAUAUGUGUUUUCAACACGAUUCAUCACGAUGGUUUUCAACACGAUUCAUCACGAGGAUUUCUCGCCUACGGCGACACUUAUACACUCAUGACUUUUCCAUGUUUUCUCGGCGUUUCUCGGAAGAUUAGCCAGAAGAUUAGAAGAGAUGAGGAUGGAAAGAAUUAAGAGAUAGAGAGAGGGGAGGGGGAGGGGAGAAAGAAGAAGAAAGAGGAAAAAACGUCGAACCAAAUCGCGAGUUCUUUGUACUCGUCCAUAUAAUAACAAUACAUACAUAUAUAUAAGCAUAUAUUAUAUAUUAUUUACGCAAAGUAAACUUUAACGAGAAACGUACAAAAUGGAAAAGAAGGAAAUGAAAUAAGCGAACGCGCCUAUUACUGAUAACAAAGUUAAAGGAGGUGAAAGAGGAUAAGUUAAAAGGAGAGAAAUUAAAAAAAUCUUCGGACGUGGAUCACACGAAUAUUGGCAAGAAGGAUCGACGAGAAAAGAUUAGAGGAGAUUCGUUUAACAUCGGCUUUCCAUUUUCUCGUCGAUGCGAUUUCGGUCACGCGUGUUCUACGUCGCGAGUCCCGAUUAAGUUUCACAGAUUAUAAAUUUCAUGCCCUCCCUCGCAUACGCAAUUCCUUGAAAAACAAAAACCUCUUAUCGAAGGAAGAUAAAAGGGUAGGAGGAAAAGCCGGUUUUAUCCGAGGAACCCGAGUGCUAGAAUGAAAAAAACGUAUUAAAUGACAAAAAAAAAAAAAAAAAAAAAAAGAAAAGAAACAAGAAGAAAAUUAUUCCUCUUAUUUCCUCUAAAUGGUGUAAUUUAAUAGUAAUAAUAAUAAUGAGAUGAAACAAUAAUGAUUAUGAUAAUGUACAUUACCCGAUUAUUGUUAAUACUUAAACGUUAGAGCAAGAAAGAAAUUUUAUAUCGAUUGACGCUACUGGAGAGCGAUUUUGUUUUUCCCUUUGCUCGCGAAGACGCUGAAUCAGAUGCGCCUUCGUCUCUCGAAGUUGCGUUCCGUAAGAAAAAGAACUAAUCGCGAUUAGAAGGAAGAAAACUAAUAGAAGGCAAAAAUAGAGAGAGAGAGAGAGAGAGAGAGAGAGAGAGAGAGAGAGAGAGAGAGAGAGAGAGAGAGAGAGAGGAGAGAGAGAAAGAGAUAUGUGUGUUUUGUUUGUAAGAGAUACGUUUAAAAAUUGUAUUAAUCAAUUUUAUUAAUGAGAAGACAGGGAGUACUACUUUGAAAGAAAGAGAGAGAUAAGUGGAAGAUAGAUGGAAAACGUUGUUGGAGAGACAAAGAUACCAGGCGUCGAUGACAGAAAUAGUACACACACCGGCUGUCUUUCACACUCUUACGGUUGAAAGAGUCCGAGCUCCAGGUUUGUCUUAAUUUCUAAAAGCGUGUGCCGAUCCGGAGAAAUGAAGAGAAACGAAAAAAGCGGAUAAUUUCUGAGAAAGAAAAAGAAAAAAUCGAGAUUUUCAGGAGCUCGGCCGUUUAUCGAAUCGAUCGGAUACGUUGGCUAAGGUACAAAUGUACAUAGAACAUAAUGUUGUUAUUAACAAUACUAAUACAUAUACUUACAUAUACAUACACAAACACAACACAGCCAUAUAUGGUCGCUAUUCGCUCGUGCGCGUUUUUCGAGGCGGAUAAAAAGUUUAGAUAAAUGAAGAUGGGAAUAGAAAAUUUAUGAUGAUAAUUUGUUAAAACUCGGCUCGAAGAGAAAGAAAUAUUUGAUUGGAUUGAAAUAGAUGAAGAUGAGGAGUUGAGGAGAUGAGGAGAAGAGAGAGAAAAAAAAGAGAUAUUAGAAAAGUUUUGUUGUUAGAAUGAUCUCGUACGAUUUUCGAAGGCGCGUAGGAGCGAGGAUUAUCGGACGAGAAUAUGAAAGAAUAUUGAUUAAUUAUGGAUCGGCGAUCGUUCGUUCUCCAUUUACAUCCAAUUGUCAGAAAAAAAGACAUGUUGAGAAAAAAGAUAUUACACUACAAAUCCGUUUUCGCUCUUCGCACUUGCACUACGCUCGGGACUUUAUUCUACAUGAUAUAACAUAUACAUAUAUAUAAUAGUAAUAGUAUGACGAUACGAAGGUAUAUAUGUAAGUGCGCUAGAGCGCUAAUUAAGAUUUUACGCGUGAGCAUAUAUUGAUCCCCUCCUUCAUACCCAUACCCGAAACACUCCCCGUAGUUCUAUGCAAACCCGAAAAUACCAAAACCCGUUUAUAGUAUACACUUUUCCUAUUAUUAGAAAAGGCUUUAAAAGGAACCAUUAGUGUUUGAAUGGCGUGUGAAUGUGUUGCUAUUCCCUUUUUGUUUCUGUACGGUGUUAGCGUUCAUUCGUAAUACUAUAUUAUAUCAUAUAUAUAUUAUAUAUAUAUAUAUAUAAAUAUAUAUUGUACGUUUUAAAUAGAAUAGUAUACGUUGUGUGUAAAGGUGUAUCCAAGCGGCCAUUUUUUUCUUAUUAAAUUCAAUGAAAUUAGAAUGGUAUUGGUAGUAGUAAAUUUAAACGUAGUCAUUACGAACGAACAAUUCGUUAUGACUGUUUAAAAAAAAAAAAUUUAAUUUUUUUUUAAUAAUCUUUAAAUUAAAAAAAAUUUUUUUUUUAAUUUAGGGCCGUUGUGAGCGGUACAUGAUCGUGUCAGUAUAUAAAUAGAAAUCUUCAAUGUAUCUCGCGAUAGCAACGAUGAUAAGAGAGAUACAUGUAUUUCUCGACGUAUACGUCAUAUGCUAUAUGCACAAAUACGACGUGUAAGACUGCAACGCGAUGAUUCGCUUUUUUUAUAAGAAAUUCGAUUACGGCAAAACGUAAAUUUAUAGAAUUAACACCAAUCGCGUGAGGAUUCUGACGGAGGGAAGCAUAAAUAAUAUUCGACGGAUAUUCGACGAGUAAGAUUUCCAGAAUUACGAUUCGGACUUUACCUUCUUUCGGAAUUCUUCGGACGUAUUAAGGAAAGAAUUUUUUUAAUAAAUUAUCUAUGGUAAUCAUGAUCGUUGAGCGCGACAAGUUUCUUUUUCUUUUUUUUAUUUUUUUUUUUUUUUAAGGAGGCUAAAUGUAACAAAGGCGCGGAUCCGAAGGGUAGAUUUUUAAAAGAUUGUCUCGAAGAAGUAAUGAGAGCAUGACGAGAGGAGAGGAAUAAGAAAAAGAGACAAUUAACACGAGGACUAAAUUAAGAGUUUCGUAAAAAUUUAGUAGAUCGUAAUUUGGAGCAUUUUUAUUCGGCUGUGUUUAAUAAAGGGUGGGGAUGGGGAAUGGGAGAAGAAAAAGAAAAAAAGAAAGGACGAAACGGAUAACUAAAAGAAAAAAAAAAAAAAAAAAAAAAAAAAAAAAAAAACAAAGCAAAAUUUAGAUUCGCUAAGAUUUCAAAAAUUUAGAUGAAUAAUUUUUGUACCCUAUUUUUUUAAGUGCGAUCAACUUCCUAGUCGAUCACGGUUAUGGAAGGGAAGGGUCGAGAAAAAGUUUUUUGAUACGCUAGACUUUAUCGGAUUUAAGGCGCCAAUUAAGUUUAGUUUUUAAGUGCGCGUUACUGUAAGCUGUAGAAUUUUUAUAUGUGUCAAAAUAAAGUGGAAAAAAAUGGAAAUCGGCGAUAAACGUAGAUAAUAUUGAUCCGAGAUUCGCCUCCGCUUAGCCCGUUAGGUUUUUUUUACGGACAACAAAAUUGAAUGGAGACGAUAAAAAAGAAAGAGAAAUAGAAGAUGAAGAAUUAUAGAGAAAAUUUUGAAUGAGAUCGAGUCCAGCAAAGUAGCACCUUCCGAAAAAGCUUUGAAAGACGAUCGAACAUAAAAAUUUCGAUCGUUUUCGAUAAUUAUCCUCGACGUUGAUUACGAUGACGACGACGACACGACGAUUGAUCGUGUUUUUGUCUUUCUUUUUUUUUUUUUUUUCUUUUUUUGGAUCAAUCAACUUUCCAAUUUCUCACAUACACACAUACACACAGCGCAUCGAAUAAGGCCAAGGCGAAUUCUCUUAAUAGCCCCACACAACUCUUAAGUCUAUAAGUAAGUUUAUAAUAUAAAGGAAUGAAAUCAUUCAUUAGCUCUUCGUAAAGUAACUUAAUCGUCUUUUUAAAAUAAGUUGAAGAAAAAGAAAGGAGAAACCGAUCGGACGGCAAGCAUGGAAGCGAUCUAAAAGAAUCGUUGUAGAAAAAAACAUGCAUUUUGCAACGCAAAAGCAAUUUAAUCAUGCUGGUAGUGCGGACCAAACGGGACAAAUGCGGAAGAAAUGUUUUUUAAAAGGAAGGAGAAACAGAGAGAAAAAAGUCAGAAGAAAAUGAUUCGAGCGAAAGGAAAAGAAAGAUAAAUAAAUGGAAAGAAAGAAGUGGGAGUGAGAAAGAGAGGAUGAAGAAAGAAAGAAAGAAAGAAAAUAGAUAUAAUAAAUUGCCGCUCCAUCGGAAAUCAACUGUCUGAACUCGAUCGUAGUGAUAUAAACUCGUAAUAAGACGCGACUAGAGGCAUUCGUAAUUAUCACGCGUUUGUAAACGACGAGCGGGCUAAUUUCGAGAAGCCUAUGUCGCGAAAGAGACCAUAAUUGGCUACGUGGUAUUCGAAAGCGAUACGCUAACGUUUAAGGAUAUUUCAAGCACACUUCUUAAAUAUAUUCAACGUAUUUCUAGCGUAAGAAGUCUAUUUCCUUGCUUUUUUAGUUUGUUUUUUCUUAAUAAUUAUUAUGACACUUUGCUACUUCCAGUAGAUAACGUAUAUUUUAUCGGGUCAAUGAAGAAGAAAUGACUUGCCGACUUUUUCAAGAACGCCUCACGCAUAUCCGAUGUAUAAAUUUUAUCUUUUAUCGUUUAUGUCUUUGUUAUAACAAAGAAUAACAAAUUUUGAUAUUAUUUUCUUCUUCUACGUAGACAUGCAUAUUUCGAAGGGCGGUUGUGACACGAAUGAUGGCUAACGAACGAUAUGUAAAGAUUAUUUGAUCAUGGAAAAAGUGAAUGGAGAGAAGGAAAGAUAAUUGAAAGAAAAAAUACUUGCAAUAAUCUUCCCAUGUCUUACUGCCCUGUUCCGGGACUCGUCAGUUUUGUUCGUUCUUUGAGACGAAGUCUUUGAUCUCGGAAGGCGAGAGGCCAAAUUUGGAGAAAUGAAUAAAGUAUAUAAGAUGAGAAAACAAUAAAGAAAAGAUAAAAAAGAACUUUUCAAGAUUUAGGUCGCGCAAAGUUGAAGCUUUUUCGAUGGAAUCUUUAGGUAGAUCAUGAAGAUCGAUUUUCAUAUUAUUCCUAGCACAUUAAAGGUAGAAUUAUUAUAUGCACGUACACAUAUACAUAUUAUACAUAUACACAAGAAAACAGACAGGAAAAAAACGAGAGAGAAAAACAGAAACACAUAGAUGUACAGUUUGAUAUAUUUGAUUUUUUAACGAAAUGUAUCUAUAUAUUCAUACACAUAUAUGCGUUAAUAGUUUUUAAAUCUCAGGUCGUGAUCGCGUCGUGGAAAACGUGGCAGUGUCUUUUUUCCCCAUAUGCGAUUCGUAAACUCGCAUCGAUCUUCGCACGUAACCAUAGGAAACCUCUUUGUUCUCAUGGUAAGGAAAAGCACAAGUAAUAAGCCUAUAAAAAUCCCAAUUUAGCUUGUACAAACGGAGUUUCCCUUGCGUUUGUCAAUUUCGACAACUUUUUUUAGUCGAGAGAAGCGAAAGCGAAUGGAAAAAAGAAAUUUUCAUUCGUCAUAUUGUGGUGAAAAAAAAAAAAAAAAGAGAAAAAAAUAGGCACAGCAUAAAAAUCUUUAGAGAUAAAACGUAAGCGCGACUCCGUUUAUUUAGUAGUCUCGAGUGAAUGAUGAAUGAAUGAGUGCGAAUGAAUUAUCCUUAAAAAAAAAAAAAAAAAAUCCUUUAAGCAUUGCCGUAUGGAAAUCCAUACAAAAAAAAUCGUUUUCUUUUUCCCUUAUUUCUUUUGUCCUUGUGGCUAUUGAUCCACGUGUUAUUAUGAUUUAUUGACCACUAGAACUUCUUCCGUUUUCUUUUUAUUUUUUUUUUUUUCUUUUUAUGGAGUCACUUUCAUCUCUUCCAGAGAGAGAGAGAGAGAGAGAGAGAGAGAGAGAGAGAGAGAGAGAGAGAGAGAGAGAGAGAGAGAGAGAGAGAGAGAGAGAGAGACAGAGACAGAGAGAGAGAAAGAGAGAGAUAUGGAGCGCACUUAAGGUCGUGCAACCACGAAACUGCGAGUUUCAUUUACAAUAUAUUUCUGAUAUAGAUACAGUCAAAGAAAGAGGAAAAAAAAGAGUAAUAGUAUUAUACAGUAUGACCUCGUUUAACUCGAUCAUAAAGAAUUAUAAAGAAUUUUCUUUGUUUCAAAAAGGAAUUUGAAUUUAACAAAAUUGUUCACAAAAAAUUGUUGUAAAUUUUAACACUAGAACUUUUACAUACAUCUAUCAAGUUGAUGAAUACUUGAAAAAAAAAAAAAAACAGUAUCCGUCGUAAUUAUUAAAGUUAAUAUUAUAUUUUAUUAUAAUUCCAAUUAAUAUUAUUUUAACAAUUAUGAUUUCAAUAAAUAUAAAAGAAGAAAUGUUAAAUCAUUUAAAUAGUUUUAAUGUUAAAUGAUUGGAUUUGAAUAGAUCACCAUUUUCUCUAUAUGAAAAUAUUUUGAAUUAAAUCUUAUAAAGUAUUUUGAACGUAGGUAUUUUUUAAACGUUUCUAUCAUUGAUGAAGUUAGAAAGAAGAAACUCUGUUGGAUUUAGCCGGCAAUGAUUACAAAGGACGUACAUUUAAUUUAAUUGGCAGACGUCUCGAGCAUUCGGCAAACAUCGUAUUCCUUCGGGUUGCAUCGAAAUGCAAUGAACAGAGAAAAUUCCUUUUGUUGCAAUAUCUCUUUGUCUUUUCUUAAUAAAAAGGAUAAAAAAGAGAAAAGAAAAAGAUUUUUUGAAUUUGAAAUUAAUCUUAUUUUUUGUGUUUCGUGGUUGAACGCGCAUUCCAAUUUGCGAACCUGACUGGCUUCUAUCACGGGACAUUUUACCAAUGUCCUGAGUGUUUCUUCUGAGUCAACAAAAAAAAAAUGAAAAAGGGAAAGGAAAAAUCGGUAUCGAAGAGAGAUAAAAAAAGUAAAAUGUUCCCAAGUUAGGAAGAAAAAAGCAGCGUGGCAGAUGUGUCCUUCGAUUACCUCCCCCACAUAAGAGUACAAAUUUUUCUAAUGGAUAAUUAUAUCGAACGCUGACUAAAAUAUAAAAACGAAGAAGAAAGACUAUGAGGCGAGAAAGAACAAAGUUUGAGAAAUAAAAUAAUGGGAGAAGGAAUGCAAAGAUAACGGAAAAGUAAUGAAAAUUGAAAAAGAGGAAUUAUUAUUAUUAAUUAUUAUUAUCGAAGGAAAGAAAGGUGGAGCGAAUGUCAAAGGUGCGAUAGUGGAUAGAAAGAAAGUGUCGAAAGAGAUGGAAUUAAAUAUUAGAUUUAAAAAGGAAAGAAAAAAAAUAAACGUUUAAUGAUGUUUUCCCUGGUGGUAUAAAAUAAUAAUAAUAUUAUUAUUAUUAAUAAUAAUAAUAAUAAUAUUAAUAAUAAUAAUAAUAAUAAUAAUAAACAAUAAUAAUAAACAAUAAUAAUAAUUAUAAUAAUAAUGAUGGUAUAACGAUAUAAAAAUUUUAGAAGUUUAUUUAUACGGUACGUGAUUCGGCAUCUUACCAAGACUACGCAAGGGCCAUUGACGUUAUAUAUUUAUAUCGUGGUACGAUAUUUAUAUUUACGUAUAGAUACAGGAACACAUAUGUGAAGACACAAAAUCUAUUCGUAUGAAAAAUAACAGUACUCGUGUCAAAGACUCGAUUGCCGUUAAAGCAAUUUGAGAUGCGGCUGAGCGACGUUUUCUCGAUAUACCUCUUAAAAGAAGAAAAAAAAAAAAAAAAACAAAAUAAUAAACCAGAUUUUAAAAUUUAGGAUAAAGAACUAUAUAUGACGACGUUGGACAAUGGCCGGAUUCAAUACAAAGUUUCGAAAAACUUAUUCCGUGUUUAUCGGGCUGUUCUGAAAUACAAAAUGGCGUAAGAAGAAAAAUACAAAGAAAAAGCAUAUUAAAACGCAUACUAGAAAGGCAUAUUGAAAGAGGAAAUGAAUUCGCGAGAAGUUUAUAUCGUAGUUAUGUAAUAAGAUUUCGAAAUAUCGAUGUAGUUAGAAAUUCGGUGUGUUUAAAUUGCAUGAUGAAUCUAAAUACGAUAGGAUGCGAUAUAUUCGAGGGAAACCGAUAAUAAUACUACUGCUACUACUAUUAUACUAUUCUACCGCUACUGGUACUACUAAUCUACUAUUGAUACUACUAAUCUACUAUUACUGCUACUAUUAUCACUUACUAUUUAUUACUUACUAUUAACUAUUAUUACUAUCGAAAAGUUAUCUCUUUCUAGCUACCCCUUUUUCACUUUAAUAUGCUGACCAUCAGCCGAUCGUGAGUCGAUUAUAAAAGAUGUCCGUUUGUGUCAAAAAAGAAACUAUAGGAACUAACUUAUGGCGAAAAAGGAUGUUACGAUAUUUCGAUUUUUAAGAAUUCGGAGCAUUGUCAAGAAACGAAAAGUAAAUGUGUUAGAGUUCCCUCGAUUUUUAUAUAAACUUUUAUUUUCAAUAUAUUGACGUUGAAAAAAAUAAGGAAAAAAAAAAAAAAAAAAAAAAAAAGAAGAAAGAAAGAAAAAAAAAAGGGUUUCGUUUACGGCCUAGAUGACAGCGCGAAAAUCUCGUCGCCAAUAUAUUUCCGAAUUUUGGGAAAUCGAUAAUCGUAAAAAAUCACUUCAUAUACACGAUAUAUACAUAUUUAAUGAAAUAAACGAAAUAUCGAAUCAACCAUUACUGCCAUGUAAUAAGACUCGAGAAACAUAAUCAAUUUCAGCCUAAUAAUAAUAACAAUAACAACAAUAAUAACAACAACAACAACAAUAAUAACAACAACAACAAUAAUAAUAUUAAUAAUAAUAAUCACUUUUCUCCGAAAUAUUACAUUUUUAUAUACAUUUUUGAUAUUGAAACUUUAUACAAUUUCAUGCUGAUUAUUUAAACACAUAUUUCGAAAAAUAUUUCAUUAUUCCGAUGCCUUUUUAGACUGAUCUCUUAUCACGAGUAAUAAUCGAAAAAUAGAAAUUUUACAAAAUAGAGAAAUCUAUAUAAAUUGCUUAUAUGAAAAAAUAAAAAAUAAAUAAUUUACAAUACCGACGGCCCAUGUCCGUGCAACGAAUUUCAUGAGAAAAUGAUUACAACAUUUUUCUGCAUUUUCUUUUUGUUUUCUAUCUUCUUUUUGUAUUCUGUGGUAAGAACUACUUUGUAUGAUCGACAACGACGAAUUCAUUUAUUUAUAUCGAUUAAUAAUGAUAAUAAUAAUAAUAAUAAAAAAAUUGUAAUAUUAGUAAUAACGAUUAGAGUAAUAAUGACAACAUAGUAAUAAUAAUUGUAAUAGGGAUAAAAGAUCAUCCAAUGAAUGACGUUAAAGAUAGUGAGUAACACCAAGGAUUAAAACCAACAGUCGAAGGGGAAUAAAGACGUCGAAAAAAAUAAACGCGUCCAGACACCGUCGACUCAGUUGACUCCAUAUUCGAAUCUUCAAGAAUUCCUUGAUCGUUCGAAUAUCCGUACGUUUUGUCUCGAGGGCUGGGUGGACGGUCAACGGUUGUCGACAAAAAAGUGAGAGAGAUACGUAUACACAUUAUUAAUAAUAAUAUACAUUAUGGAAAUAUAUACAUAUAUACUAUAUAUAUAUUUUUGAUAUAAAUCUAUUCAAAAGUGCUCGACAAAAAAAGAAGAUGAGUGGAAGAGAGCUACGUAAAAAUGUAAAUAGAAAGUAUAACAACAAUAAUAAAAAAAAGAACAGGUGUGUUUUUUUUUUAAUAAUAUUCGUCGUUGUCGACCAAAAGAGAGGAGAAACGUGACUGCUUUAUGAGUGACAUCCGUAUAUCAAAAUUUAGAGAGAAAUUUUCUAAUCGCAUGGAGAGAAUGUCUAUAAGCCUCUUUCAAUCGACGUAUAUGUCUUUAUCAUAUACGUUCGUCUGAAAAAUUUGGAUUUUUAUUUGGAAUUGAAAGAAAUGUUCGGAAAAACUCGUUUUGCGGCCCGUUGAACCUUUCCUACGAAGUUUUCAUUCUUAUCGUUUAAAGACAGUCAAUGGCUCGCAGUUGUUUUUACUCUACGCUAUCGAAUUUUUAUCACUUCUUUUAUAAUUCGUUUAAAUGCCAAAGAGCACGGAGAACAUGACACAUUUAGGGUGGGAAUUUUCAAAUAUAUAUAUCAACCAUCAGGACACGUUGAUGGAUUCAAAAAUUAAUUCAAAGAUUCCAUCAUUCGUAUCUUCACUUUCAUAUCUCGUUUAUAUUCACAUAGCUAGUAAUCGAACAAGACCGAUUUCACGUUUAUCUGAAAAGUUUUUUAACAAAGGUCUUCAACGGACAGUCUCUUGUAAGUUAUGAUCGACCAACGAAACAUCGUUCGAUCGUAUCAAUAAGAACGGAAGGAAAAAAUAAAAAAAAUAAAAAAAUAAAAAAAACGAAAUAACAAAGUAAAAUCGUAUCAAGCACGAAUAUCGAUAAUGAAAGAGAAAAGAAUA